Molecule: messenger RNA, 2038 nt
Organism: Frieseomelitta varia
Lineage: Eukaryota; Metazoa; Arthropoda; Insecta; Hymenoptera; Apidae
Gene: Gmppb
Product: mannose-1-phosphate guanyltransferase beta
Exons: 5
Coding region: 557-1666 (369 amino acids)
Biological process (GO): cell wall mannoprotein biosynthetic process; GDP-mannose biosynthetic process
Cellular component (GO): cytoplasm
Molecular function (GO): GTP binding; mannose-1-phosphate guanylyltransferase (GTP) activity
Source: RefSeq, a predicted model, not a curated record
AUUAAUAUCCACGAUUUAGGAAUUACCUCUCCACGAAUUGAAGACAAUCGAACGUUCCCAGUUUCCCGCGUUUUUACAGAAACGAUAAAUUAACGAAUUCCCGGGGGAAAUUCGUGCACUCGCGGAACAAUGUUCGAAAAAUGAAUUUAAAAAGACAAAGUGUAUGUUGCGUGUGUGUUGUGCGCGUGCAAGUGCGAUGAAACGUGUGUUGGUAAUGGCGCUCCCUGCUAGUUUACUGCCAAUUACAAAGUGCGUCACGUUAAUCGAAAAAUUAUGAACGACAGGAAUUUCGAUACGCGCGGCAUCGUGAGUGCAAAAUACAGAGCGAUUGGUAUCAUUUGAUUGUAUUGGUAUCGAUGAUUAUGCACGUAUUGUUAUCGCGUACACGCGACGCUGUGUAUACACGUCUACGUGGUGUUUCAAUUCUACGUGGCAAUAUUCGUCAGUAGUGAUUAUCACCUACCUCCGUUCGUACCACUAUGUAGGCAUAAGAAUAAAGUCUGUUUUCAUGUGUGUUUCACUAUAAGCACACUUUAACCAGGAUUAUCAACAAGGAAUGCAACGAAAGAGGAAAAAAUUGGGAACAAUGAGAGCUGUAAUACUUGUUGGUGGCUAUGGAACCAGAUUGAGACCUCUUACAUUGAGCCGGCCGAAACCAUUGGUUGAAUUUGCCAAUAAACCAAUGCUUCUGCAUCAGAUAGAGGCUUUGGUAGCAACAAAUGUGACAGAAGUAAUACUAGCGGUAUCUUACCGCGCUGAGGAAAUGGAAAGAGAUUUGAGCGAAGAAGUUAAGAGGUUGGGAGUACGUUUGAUCUUCUCACAUGAGCCUGAACCACUUGGCACCGCAGGACCACUUGCAUUGGUACAUGAUCUGUUAUGUUCAGGGGAUGAACCAUUUUUUGUUUUGAACUCGGACAUUAUCUGCGACUUUCCGUUUAUGCAACUUUUGGAUUUUCAUAAGAACCAUGGCAGGGAGGGCACUAUAAUUGUAACUAAAGUGGAAGAACCGUCAAAGUAUGGCGUGGUAGUUUACGGAGACGAUGGGAAAAUAGAGGACUUUGUAGAAAAGCCGCAGGAAUUCAUUUCUAACAAAAUAAAUGCAGGGAUGUACAUUUUUAAUCCAAGUAUCCUAAAAAGAAUAGAAUUGAAACCUACGAGUAUAGAGAAAGAAAUUUUCCCACACAUGGCUCGGGAUGGAGAACUAUACGCAAUGGAGCUGACAGGAUUUUGGAUGGAUGUUGGACAACCAAAAGAUUUUCUCAAAGGGAUGAGUAUGUACCUGACAUCUUUGAGACAAAAGUCUCCAGAGAAGUUGUAUUCUGGUCCAGGAGUAGUAGGAAAUGUCUUAAUAGAUGAAACGGCAAAGAUUGGAAAGGAUUGUAGAAUAGGACCCAAUGUCACAAUUGGUCCUGGUGUUGUUUUAUCUGAUGGUUGUUGCAUUAAAAGAAGCACUAUUCUUAAAGCAGCUGUAAUAAAAGAGCAUGCAUGGUUGGAUGGGUGCAUCGUAGGCUGGAGAAGCGUUGUCGGACGUUGGGUAAGAAUGGAAGGUACUACAGUACUUGGUGAAGAUGUAAUUGUUAAGGAUGAAUUAUAUAUUAAUGGAGGUCAAGUUUUACCUCACAAGAACAUUUCCAGUUCUGUGCCGGAACCGCAAAUAAUCAUGUGACCAAGAAAAAUACUUUAAAAAGCCAGCAUAACGAGCGUAAUGAGCGACCAAACUAUGAAACGUUUUAUAAAUAAAAUUUUUUACUAGCUUUUUUAAUUAUACAUACAAACUGAUGUUCAAUGUAGAUUCAUUUGCAGCAUUCUUUUUUUUUUUAUAUUUACAAUUCAAAUGAGUUUUACUGGUAGUCCUCGUACUACUAUUGCAGCCGCGGUCAUAUACUGAGAACAGAUAUCUUUAGAUUUUGCUACUGCUCUCAACAUCUCAGGUUCUACGGGCACGUUUUGUGAAAAUUGACGAGUUUUUAAAAAUUCUAAUUAUCAAAAAUUAAAAGAAAGACAAAUUAUAAAAUAAUAAACAUAAUCUAAAAAGAUA